Molecule: messenger RNA, 2250 nt
Organism: Fusarium odoratissimum NRRL 54006
Lineage: Eukaryota; Fungi; Ascomycota; Sordariomycetes; Hypocreales; Nectriaceae
Exons: 3
Coding region: 1203-1961 (252 amino acids)
Biological process (GO): positive regulation of transcription from RNA polymerase II promoter by galactose
Cellular component (GO): nucleus
Molecular function (GO): zinc ion binding; DNA-binding transcription factor activity, RNA polymerase II-specific; RNA polymerase II cis-regulatory region sequence-specific DNA binding
Source: RefSeq, a predicted model, not a curated record
CUGCCCUGUUGCCUGUCGCAUUAAGCCACCGCAGUCAUCCCAUCCCAUCACGUCCCCAUCCACCGACUUGGACUUGCAAGGUGCUGGUGUUGAUGAAGCAUGACGAGGGAGCGACGUGUGAUGGAUGCGAGGCGAUGCUACUGUUACUCUUCGGGAAUAAGGGAGCUACCGCAACGCCGAGGCCUCUUGGAGAUCUUGCUUACAAGAUUGGACUCUGCUGCUGCUACUACUACUACUCCUCCGUUGCAGCCACCAGUCGACUGCCGUGAAUGCUUCGGGCCGCCCAAGCCAAUAUGCCCGUCAUUAAGGGCUGGGUUGGGUUGGAUUGGCUUGCAAUGGUGAGGGGAUAGCGUUGGGCUCGGCUGGGCUGGACUCGACGCUGGAACUGCAGAUACUCCUGAAUCGUCACCUCACAUCACCAUGCCUUGCUUGUCUGCCCUGCCCUGCCCUGCCCUGCCUCAUUGUGAUUGUUGGUUUGAUGUCUUGAGAGUAUUCGUGUAUUCGUACGGAUACAGAUAUUACCGGUGCUGUCUUUCACCGGUCUCGAUGCAAUGCAGAAGCGUCUAAUUAACCUCGGGUACAAUACACGAAAUGACGCGCAGAAACUGAUCUGUCGUGGAGGCGGCCCAGCAGAUCACGUCCUGUCUCGUCCUACUCUGAGCAAAUCACCUCUGCAGGCAUUUCCAAAUGGGUCGCCAUGCCCGAAGACAAUCGUCAACAGACAGGACCCUGAGUUUAACCUGCUCUUAAUUUCACGUCCCAUUACUUGGGCAUAGUCAAAUGUCAUAGCCGCCCCCCUCUCAUCUCUCCGGGCAAAAACAGUUGUCUGCUGCGUAGUGUUGUGUCGUGUCGUGUCGUGUUAUGCUACGCUACCCCAUACGCUCUGGAUCGUCCCUCUUCAUGCGUCCAUUUCAAGGACUUGCAUCAUCCCACGAAUGAGGACCCUGCUCUCCUGUUCCCCACGAUCCAUUCCCGUACGUCUUGCAGCGUCCUUCUCCGCAUUAUCUGCUAGGGGUGGCGCCGGCUCGACAGUAACAUCGUCGCCGCUACUCUAAAGUACUUGGCAGACCUGCUUCACUAACAGCACUACUUAAUAAGUGUGGUGUCCAGCCUUACACAGAUCAAAGUUUGGGGGCCCUUUCUCUUCGUGGCUUGCACAAUAGGAAUAUCUUCCUGACUAGCGCUGUCAACUCCUUGUUAACAUGUCUCCUUCAAGUACCAAGGUUGCCGCUGGUGGCUCCUUUCAUACCUUCCAGGGCAUCAUUCCCAAAAAGCAGCCCGCUGCUUCCAGCAAUGCAAGACCCAGGGUCGCCGGCACACGGCGCAUAACGACUCCCCAUGCCUGUACCGAGUGCAAACGAAGAAAGAUCCGCUGCGAUGGCAAGCUGCCAUGCGGCCAAUGCAUCACCAGCCGUGCUCCAAAGAGCUGCUCUUACGAUAAACAUCGCCAACGAAUGAUUCCAUCCAGAAAGGCUCUGGAUAGCUUGGCACAAUCUCUCGAGGAGUGUAGGUCAGUGCUUCGGCGCCUUUACCCAAACCAUGACGUUUCUGCACUGCGGACCAUGGACAAACAGGAACUUAUCAACCUCCUGGCUCAAUCACAAUGUUCACUUGGAGAUCCUCUUCCAUCGCCACCUCUCGAGUCAUCAUUUCCCAAGCCAGACACAUCUCUGGUACCAUCAGACUCCCUCCUGGAACUUCAGUCUUCUCUCGAGGCUGACCUCGACUCACUCAUCGGAGAGCUUGAAUUUGAGAUACCCACCGAACAACUUGAAACCAAUGAUGGAUCCGGCUAUCUCACACAACAAACCUGGUGGGACUAUAGCUCACGGCAGUGGAGCUCAGUGCCCGUGCCAUCUAUGAUGGAGGGUCAGCCAUAUGGCCAUGACUUGGUCACUCCGAUGCAACACUCGAUGUAUGAGGAUGAGCGUGGAAUCUACGGCUCACUUGAAAUGAGAUGACGAAAAUGUAACCUUUCUCGAUGUAUUUUUACAUGCGAUUCCCGACUCUGAGUGGGUAUAGGGGCAUCAUGCACCCCCGGGGACGCAGGUCGUCUCCUUUGGCCGGAUCACAGCUUACGACAAUGAAACGAGGUCACGACCCUUUACUUGCUUUACGUUGCUUCACUUUACUUUAGGUAUCUACAGUAUGACUACCUAGGUACUUUACUUUGCCUACCUUACCUAGGUAGUAUCUAUAUGCAAACACAUACAUAUCUCUUGAUGUUUGAGUACCUUAGCUAAGGUCCCU